ACGGAAGCCUGUUGUGUCCAGAUAAGCGCUGCGGCAGUCGCGUUCGCAGUGCGGAGCGGACAGGACGCACCAUGGCACCGCUUGGACUGAAAGCUAUUGUUGGAGAAAAGAUAAUGAACAACGUGAUUAAGAAGGCAAGAGAAAAAGGAAAAUGGAAGGCCCUGGUGGUGGACAAGCUGAGCAUGAGGAUGGUUUCAUCCUGCUGUAAGAUGACAGACAUCAUGUCAGAGGGAAUCACCAUUGUAGAAGACAUAAACAAGCGGCGGGAGCCUCUGCCCAGCAUGGAGGCCAUCUACUUAAUCACACCAUCAGAUGAGUCUGUUGAGGGUCUGAUUGAAGACUUCAGAGACCCUCAGUCUCCGAGGUACCGAGCAGCUCAUGUCUUCUUCACUGACACGAUCCCAGACUCACUGUUUGGACUGCUGACCAAAUCCCGCGCCUCCAAAGCCAUGAAGGCCUUGACUGAGAUCCACAUAGCCUUCCUGCCCUAUGAGUCUCAGGUCUUCUCCCUAGAUAAAGUGGAUGCCUUCCAGGACUUCUACAGCCCCUUCAAAGCUGAUGUGAAGAAUAACAUGUUGGAGCGUUGUGCUGAACAGAUAGCCACCCUGUGUGCAACGCUCAAAGAGUAUCCUGGAGUCCGUUACAGAGGGGAGUACAAAGACUGUGCAGUUCUUGCCCAGAUGCUUCAGGAGAAACUAGACGGAUACAAGGCUGAUGACCCCACUAUGGGAGAGGGACCAGACAAGUGUCGCACUCAGCUGGUGAUUCUGGAUCGUGGCUUUGACCCUGUGUCCCCUCUCUUGCAUGAGCUCACACUGCAGGCCAUGGCCUACGACUUGCUGGGCAUUGAAAAUGACGUCUACAGUUAUGAGACCAGUGGGAUGGGAGAAACCCGAAUGAAGGAGGUGGUUCUGGAUGAGGAUGAUGACCUGUGGCUGACUCUGAGACACAAACACAUAGCUGAGGUGUCAACGGCUGUAACUCGCUCUCUGAAAGAAUUCUCUGCCAGCAAGAAGAUGAACACAGGAGAAAAGACCACCAUGAAGGAGCUGUCUCAGAUGCUAAAGAAGAUGCCUCAGUAUCAGAAAGAGCUCAGCAAGUAUUCAACCCAUCUUCAUCUUGCAGAGGACUGUAUGAACCGCUACCAGGGUACAGUGGACAAACUCUGUCGUGUAGAGCAGGAUUUGGCAAUGGGCACAGAUGCAGAGGGUGAGAAGAUCAAGGAUCCCAUGAGGCUCAUUGUUCCCAUCCUCCUGGAUGCCAACGUCAACGUAUCUGACAAGAUACGCAUCAUCCUGCUCUACAUCUUCAUGAAGAAUGGUGUGACUGAGGAGAACCUGUGUAAGCUCCUGCAGCAUGCUAACAUCCCACCUGAGGACAGUGACAUUAUUUCCAACAUGGCCCACCUGGGCGUUCCCAUUGUCUCUGAGGGAACCACGAAAAAGCCCAAGAAACCUGAUCGCAAGGAACGGGUCAGUGAGCAAACAUACCAGCUCUCCAGAUGGACACCACUCAUCAAAGAUCUUAUUGAGGAUGCAAUCGAGGACAAACUUGACCCAAAACAGUACCCAUACAUCUCUCAGCGACAAGUUUCUGCCAAGGCCAGUGCUCCGUCAAGUGCUCGCUAUGGUAACUGGCACAAAAACCGAGGCCCCACAGAGAUGAAGACCGGUCCCAGGAUCAUAGUCUUCAUAAUUGGAGGCAUGGCAUACAGUGAAAUGCGCUGUGUGUAUGAGGUCACACAGGCCAAUGGCAAAUGGGAGGCUCUGAUUGGUUCCACCCACAUCCUCACACCCCCUAGAUACCUAAAGGAUCUGCAGCACCCAGACUUCCUGGAUCCCAACGCCCUACCAGAGGGCGUAGAGGAAUCACCGGCACAAUAAAAACACAUUCUCAAAUCAACAGAAAUCCUCACCCCGUCUUGCCUUCUUAAAACCCUGAAAGAUUUGGAGAAGGGAGAGCAGCCCAGUUAACGUGUUCCUUCAUCAGCCCCCAUAAGUCAAAGCUUUGUGCGCCAGUGUUAACCCAGCCUAAACGUAGCACUUCAUGUUGUAUACUGUUGAGCCACUGUAACGUGAUGCUGUUGUUUAAAUGAUAGGUUUGUUGGAUUUGCUGUGCUGAAUUUUGCUGCAGUUUAUUUGUGGCAUAUAGGGAAUUUAUGAUGAUUGAAUAAACUUGUGAUUUAGUUUAGAUAAGAUGGCAUGCAGAGAAUAAUAUUUAUUCUGAGAUUCAUUUGUAACAAAACAGUUGUGUGUUUCUUAGAAGCAAAUAUGCUAUAAAUAUGCAGAAUUAUGAUAUUUCAUGUUCGAUGAUGUGUUGGACCACGAGUGACAACAGAAAGCCAUGCUAAUAAUGGUUCAGUUCUAGUGCCACCAUUUACUUUGCAUUUUCUUCUUAGUCAGUGGUGUUUGUAGGUGUUUAGUUACCUUUUAGCUCCAAGUGUUUGCUCCUAAUGCUGCUGUUGGGUUUUAUUAUAUUGUAACAUUUUAUUUCAAAUCUAUUAUCAGAGAAGACUGGUUUCCUGACAAACACUAAACAAUGUUGCUGUUAUUGUUUUGACAUCUACAGUUGUGAAGGAACUAAUAAAUUUGUUUCAGUUAAAAUCUA
Messenger RNA from Xiphophorus hellerii (green swordtail), 2607 nucleotides. RefSeq names its product syntaxin binding protein 1b (gene stxbp1b). Bases 72 to 1883 code for a protein of 603 amino acids. The record is from RefSeq and is a predicted model, not a curated record. NCBI's taxonomy places the organism in Eukaryota, Metazoa, Chordata, Actinopteri, Cyprinodontiformes, Poeciliidae. Gene Ontology annotation, biological process: vesicle-mediated transport. The transcript is spliced from 20 exons.